AUGGCCCUCCUCCGCAGCAUCUUCGCCAUCGCCUUCAUUGCCUUCGUGGCGCUUCAAACUUUGGCGAACGCUGCCACCUGCACAGAGGACGAGCAGUCCACUGUGGACACUGUAUACGCCGACCUUACCAACAGCACUGCGUGCGGGGACCUGGUUGCCAGCUCAGACUCAACGUCGCUCGCUUAUUGCCAGCACAGCGACGGCCUCUCGGAGAUCAGUGACAUUGUGGACCAGUUGCCGGACUGCACGGGGGAGGACGAGAUCGAUCGCAAGACGGGGUUGCAAGCCAUCAUCACAUACUGUGGCAGCACGAACGACGUGCUGGACCAGUCGGCGUCGGCCAGUGGCAGCAGCACGGGCAGCGGAUCAGUCGUAUCGAGCGCCUCGAAGGGUGUGAUGGCUAUGAGCGCUGUCGUAGCGCAGCUCUCUGUCGCUCUCUUCUUUGCGGGAUUCUUGUGA
Phytophthora infestans T30-4 is the source of this 459-nucleotide messenger RNA. Its product is annotated as putative GPI-anchored serine rich elicitin SOL13E-like protein. The transcript has a single exon. Lineage: Eukaryota; Oomycota; Peronosporomycetes; Peronosporales; Peronosporaceae. Bases 1 to 459 code for a protein of 152 amino acids. Gene Ontology annotation, cellular component: extracellular region. The record is from RefSeq and is a predicted model, not a curated record.